Messenger RNA from Penicilliopsis zonata CBS 506.65, 1813 nucleotides. RefSeq lists its product as hypothetical. The record is from RefSeq and is a predicted model, not a curated record. NCBI's taxonomy places the organism in Eukaryota, Fungi, Ascomycota, Eurotiomycetes, Eurotiales, Aspergillaceae. Bases 323 to 1582 code for a protein of 419 amino acids. Gene Ontology annotation, cellular component: cytosol. Gene Ontology annotation, biological process: formation of translation preinitiation complex; translational initiation; formation of cytoplasmic translation initiation complex. Gene Ontology annotation, molecular function: GDP-dissociation inhibitor activity; translation initiation factor activity; eukaryotic initiation factor eIF2 binding. The transcript is spliced from 3 exons.
GUGUUCAGCGUUCUCGAGAGCUCCCCUGAAGAACCAUCUGUUGGUUUCUCUCCUACCCCGCCAGAGAAAGCCACAUCGAAGCCGAGGAGAACUUGUUCAUGUAUUCGUCCUGCGCCAGAGAUUUCGAACACCACCUGCCGCUCAAGCUGCAAACGUUUCCGUUGAAACCUUGCAGUAUACACUCGAAGUCCUGUGGUUGAGACCUCCCGAGUUGUUGCCUUCCUUGCCAGACCACCUUCUUUCUCACCAUCCGUGACGAAAGUCCCCACGCCUCUUUUGCUAGUUCUCUAAAAAAGACCCGACUCUUCCACCGUCAUCAAUCAUGGCUACCAUCAACAUUCGUCGCGAUGUCACCGAUCCCUUCUACCGCUACAAGAUGGAGCGUCUGCUGUCCAAGAUCGAAGGCAAGGGCAACGGUAUCAAGACCGUUGUCGUCAACCUGAACUCCGUGGCCCAGUCGCUCAGCCGUCCCCCUGCGUACGUGAUCAAGUACUUCGGGUUCGAGCUUGGUGCCCAGGCUAACGCCAAACCGACCGACGAUCGCUGGAUCAUUAAUGGAGCCCAUGACGCUGCCAAGCUCCAGGACUACCUCGAUGGCUUCAUCUCCAAGUUCGUGCUUUGCAAGAAGUGCAAGAACCCCGAGACCGAUGUCAAUAUCAAGGAUGACAAGAUUACCUUGGACUGCAAGGCCUGUGGCCAGCGCACCGACGUCGAUUCCCGCCUGAAGCUCAGCACCUUCAUUCUGCGCAAUAACCCCAAGAACGGCAAGAAGGACAAGUCUUCCAAGAAGGCCCGCCGUGAGCAAAAGAAGACCAACGGUGACAAGGAUGCCAGCCCUGGAGACAGCAACCAGUCCGACAACGGCGAUGACGAAGUCGCUAUGGAGGCGGGCAGUGAUGAUGAGCUCACCCGUCGGAUCAAGGCCGACGCGCAGAAGAUCGAGGCCGAAGAUGAGAUUGAAGAUGACAACUGGGCCGUGGAUGUUUCCGAGGAAGCUGUCAAGGCUCGUGCCAAGGAUCUGCCCGAUGACCUCAAGCGUUCCCUCGUCCUCGAAGACGCUGACGAAGAUGGUGAGCCUGACGGCCCUUCAUCCUACGACCAGCUGGGAAGCUGGAUCAUUAGCGCUGCCGCCGAGAAGGGCGGUGUCGCCAAGAUCAGCGAUGUCGACAUCUACAUGAAGGCCAAGGAAUUCGGCAUUGAGAGCAAGCACAAGACUCUGGCUGUCCUCGCUCAGACCAUCUUUGACGAGAAGAUCGUCAAGCAGAUUGAAGCUCGCGCGCCUCUCCUCAAGAAGAUGCUCACCUCCGAGCGUCACGAGAAGGCCUUCAUGGGUGGUGUGGAGCGCUUCGCUGGCAAGGACCACCCCGAGCUGAUUGCUCAGGUCCCGGCCAUUCUUCUGAGCCUCUACCAGAACGACCUGAUCUCCGAGGAUGUCCUCAAGGCCUGGGGCUCCAAGGCGAGCAAGAAGUACGUCGAUCUGGCUACGAGCAAGAAGGUCCGCAAGGCUGCCGAGCCCUUCCUUGAGUGGCUUGAAAACGCCGAGAGCGAGGACGAGAGCGAGAGCGAGGAAGAUGAUGAGUGAACGUUCAUCGAACCUUCUUUCAUCGAACCUGUUGUUCUUGAGUUUCAGUUUUGAUCGUCUUUCCCCCCAGUAUCCCUGGGACUUGCAUCUAAUCUAUGCUGGACUAGUACUCUGGUAUCAACACUCUUUAUGUCAGUUGCGCUGUUGUGUUUUCUGUUCUAGCUACAGAUUAGCCACCGCAUUAUAAAUCUAAAUCGCCACUCAUUCUGAUCAUCUUUGCCAUCCUUUUAA